CAGCCCGGCCCCGCCGAGCGCUCGCCCCGCCGCGCCCGGGUCCCGACUUCCCCUCCGGCCCGGCCCGCAAAGCCCGCGCGCCCCCCCCGGCCGGCCGCCGCUCGGCCCCGCCGCGCUCGCAGAGGCCGCCAUGCGGCCCGCGCGCUGGCUCGCGCUGGGCAGCCUCCUCGCCCUGGCCGCGCUGCUGGAAGGCCGGCUGGUGGGCGAGGAGGAAGCCGGCUUCGGCGAAUGUGACCGCUUCUUCUACGCCGGGACCCCGCCAGCGGGGCUGGCGGCCGAGGCCCACGUGAAGAUCUGUCAGCGCUCCGCGGGCGCGGAGCGCUUCGCCACCCUGUACAGCAGCCGGGACCGCAUCCCCGUGUACUCGGCGUUCCGCGCGGCGCGCCCCGCGGCUGGCGGCGCGGAGCCCCGCUGGCUGGUGGAGCCGCAGAUUGACGAUCCCGCCAGCAACCUGGAGGAGGGGACUGAUGAGACUGAUGCCAUCGCCUCCGUGAACAACCUGGGGAGCAAGCAGGCCCUGAGUGCAGAUUACGUGGAUUCUGAUUACCAAAGAGGACAGCUGUUCCCGUUCUCCCUUGGCAGUGAUUUCCACGUGGCCACGUUCGCUCUCACAAAUGCAGCUCCCAUGACCCCGUCCUUCCGGGAGCGGUGGCACAUGAAUCUCAACAGCCUAAUGGACCGCGCCCUGGGCCCUCAGUGUGGCGGUGGGGAAGACCUGUAUAUCCUCACAGGCGCUGUGCCCUCAGACCAGAGAGUUCAUGGCAAAGUGACCGUCCCUGCGUUUGUUUGGCUGGCAGCCUGUUGUGCCGUCCCUGGCAGCGGCUGGGCCAUGGGCUUUGUCAAGCACACCCGGGACGGUGACGUCAUAGAGGACGUGAUGGUGAAAGAAUUGGAGAAACUGCUUCCGUUUAACCCUCAGCUGUUCCGGGACAACUGCGGCGAAACCGAGCAAGACACGGAGAGAAUGAAAAAAAUCCUGGAAAUGGUUAACCAGGUCCAGGACGAAGAGCGAGCGGUGCAAUCGGAAGAGGGCGCUAGUGCCCGCUCUAGCGCAAAGAGCGAGAGAUCUGCUCUGCUACCCCCAGAGGCCUCUGAGGAGAGGAGUAGCUUUUGGGGCAAGUUUAUGGGCCUGCUCGUGACCCCCGUCAUCAAGCUUUUCCAGUUACUUUAUUAUCUUGCAGUGGGGAUCUUGAAGAACAUUAUGUACCUCCUGUGGUUUGUUACCAAGCAAGUGAUUAAUGGCAUAGAAAGUUGCCUUUACCGCCUGGGUUCGGCCACCAUCUCCUACUUCUUGGCCAUUGGGGAAGAGCUGGCCAGCAUUCCCUGGAAGGUACUCAAAGUCAUGGUCAAAAUCAUCAGGGCCGUUCUGCGGAUCCUUUGUUGCCUGCUCAAGGCCGUUUGCCGCGUCCUGGGCAUUCCCGUCCGAGUCCUUGUGGAUGUGGCCGCUUUCCCUGUGCACACCAUAGGCGCGGUUCCGAUUGUGUGCAGGGACAUUGCAGUGGGCCUCGGUGGCACUAUCUCUUUGCUCUUUGACGCCGCUUUUGGUACUAUGGGUGGCCUGUUCCAGGUUUUUUUUAGUAUCUGCAAGAGGAUUGGCUAUAAGGUUACUUUUGACAAUUCUGGGGAGUUCUAGAACUCAAAAAAAAACCAGUCAUGUCCAGUUACAGUGAAUUUGAUUUUUUUUUUUUUUUAAGUAGAGAAAGCUGGAAUAUUUUGUCUUUGCAAUGGGUUUCUGUUCACUGUCAAUUACCACUCUAUUUUGAGCGUUGGUAGGGGUAUUUGCAUGUUUUUGCAAAGGAAGAUGGUAUAAUUUAGACUUGACCUAAGGGAAAGGUUGAGGCUGGGAUUAUGUGUAGGACAUCUGUGUGGUGUGGGCAGACUUCCAAAGCAUUAGAAUCUUUAUUCACUCUGCUAUGGGUGGACCACCUGAGAUUCUCUGGUGUUCAUUUGUGAUAACUAAGAAUUACAGAGGAGGGAAGAAUUAGAAGGCAACUUGAAUCCAAAGAGUUUUGAAGCAAAGGAGAAAGGAAUCUUGUUUCCGUUCUUCUCUGAGACUUGAGGGCAAACCGCUAGAGAUGCUGUGGAUUGAUUUCGUUUUCAUUUGCUUCUCUUUCUCUCUAACUCGGCUGACCUCGGGAAUGUGCAGACAUGGUCCCCUGCUGAAAUCACUUUCUUAGGGCUAAAGAAUUUGCUCUAUCCCUUAGCUUUCCAUGGCUUCCAAGGACCCGUAAGGUUGUUUGUGUGUUUUUUUUUUUUUCUUCCAAAGAUGAAUUUUGCUGCAUUUUUCUUUUAGGUAACGGUAAGCAUGUUAUGUUAAAUGUGGCAUAACAGAGUUUGAAUGUAAGGGCGAAAUUUUUUCGCCCUUUGAACAGUGUAGUACAGUCCUCUCAGGUGUGAAGAAGAGAAUGCAAGGGUCGGAGCCCUGCUCUGAGUAGGUGCCACAGGUCUGAGAACAUCCUUAGCCAGGCUUGGAUUAACUUGAUGUAGAUUAAAUUUCUGGCUGACAAGAAUGGGCCCAAAGACUGACAUGUUAAGCUAAUAUGAAAAUCUGUAUUCCUUAAUAUUCUAGAUCAGGCUUUGUUAUAUAUCAGGCAAGUACCCCAUUACCAUAAAGCACUCAGACCUCUGUCCUUAAAUGAUUGUUUUGGUUGAAGUGUAUAUAAAAGAGCCACAAAAGAAAAACUAUUCUAGCUAUAAUUCCAUAUCCGUAUAUAUCUAAGUUUAUAUACAUAUAAACUUGAAUAAGAAUCACUAUGUCUUAGGAAAUAAUUUUUUAGUGUGUUUGAGGCUAGAAAAGUCUCCCAUUAAUGCAAGUUUGGUUUGAGAGCUAAUCCCUAUUUUUUUUUUUUUUUAAUCAAGCACUUGUCAUUUUAAAUCAUGCCCUGAAAGAGAAAGCAGUAUCUUCCAAACUUUGCUCUGCCAUCCACAGCUGAGCUGGAACCAUCUGGAUUUUUCUGAAUGUUCUAAAGAGUUGCCGUGAGGUAGAAAGGGGCCAAGUGUAAAAUGCUGAUCUUGGGAGUGCAGGGUACCAUUCAUCUGAAAGUUAGUUGCAAACACCUGGGAUCCAGAAAGGCAACAAGGAGAGAAUAAUGGGCUAGCUGGUCAGUAGACAAGAAAUGUGAGUGUAGUGACUUACACUUUGCUGAAAAAUAAUUGAAUUGCACCCAGUAGAAGCGUAGCUCUCCUGACCAGUUGGCGGUACAAUGUUGGGGAUUACGAACACCGGACUAGUCCAUGAUAGGGGGAUAUGCACUAGAUUUAUCCAAGAAUCUUGAGCAGUAGUUUACCAACACUUCUGUUCGUGAAUGUGAACAUCUGUAGUUGGGCUCCCCUUUAUUUCAGCGGCGUGGAGGUGCACGCCUUGGUAGUAAGGGGUGAGGGUUUGCCUUGGUACUAUGGGAUCAAGAAUCCUGCUGGCAGAAGGGAAGGGAAUCUACGAAGUAACAAGAGAGAUGGUCUGGCCAAACCCCGAACUGAUGAAGAAACCCAGGCACAGGGAGGGGCCAGGUUUGCCUUUAGUUUCUUUGCUAGCUGAUGAGAGACCAGGAGCCAAGGUCUUUUGUACCUGUCUUGCCACACCUGGGAUGUCAGAUAAUGUGUGCGUGUGUGUUACUACUCAGCUGCCUCCUUGGACCAUUGGCAGGGCUUUCUCCGUCAUCCAUCAACCAGAGUCUAGGCCCUGACUCAUCAACGGGAUUCAGCCUAUGUGAUGAAAUGAUUAGCCGUCCAUGCACAGCCUCAUGCUUACUGCCUCCCGCAGAAUCUGUAUUCCCUCACGGUAUAUAUUUGCAUACCGACAAGGCCCAAAGGGGGCAUCCGUGGCAGCUUGAGCCUCUUGGCACCAUGCAAGGAACAGGGCAUCCAAACUGCUUCUUGAGAGCCAUUUGGAAAUGGCUCCUUUCUCAUCUGUAGUUGUUUAGUGUCUUAUUUAUUUAUUCUUGUGUGGCCUUUUGUGAAAUCUGGGAAUGAAUAAUAAAGCGAAAUACAUCCUUAAGGUUAGGUGGCCGAGACCCUCCAGUCUGGACCGCGAGGGUUGGCUGUGCCUCUCGUUUACCGGAGCUGGCUCUAGCAGGUGGUUGGAUUGCUGACCUUGCCAACCAAGCUACUUUGGGCUUUGAGAUGAGAAUUUGAGGGGUGACUCCGGAUCGAUGAACCCUGUCUCUGGCUUGAAGACUUUUCUGUGGCUCUGUUAUAUUCUCAGGCCCACGAGAGGUCAGCCAACUCUUCCUCAUUAUGGAGCUAAUUUUCUAGUCUGUGGAUCAGCCACGCCUUUGGACACCCCUGUUUUCCAUUGUGCCUUUUGAAUGUUGGCUUCUCACUCACCAUCAGCCCUUCCACCUCCAUGCAGACCAGCGAGUUGGGAGAAGGAACUAGAAUGAAGCACUCGUCAUUCAGUCAGCCGUUCAUGUGUCAAACAUGCAUUUUUGAACAUCGAGGUUGCAGAGUUGCAGAGAUCAGCGAUACACGGAUCCCAUCUUGGAGGAGUUCAGGAAUCUAGUGGAGGAGAAUACACGGUACAAUGGAUAACCUGUAACAUAUCAUGGCUGGUGCUGCAGUGAACGUGCCCCCUGGAGCACAGGAAGAAAGCCCCCAAAACCAUGGAAAUUAGGGAAGCCUUUCUGGAGGGUGUGACAAAAGCCAAUUGGACAUUUUCAAGCUAUGUACAAUGCUGUGCACCUUGCAAUGCUCAAUAAAGUAAUUACUGACAACUCA
Molecule: messenger RNA, 4713 nt
Organism: Acinonyx jubatus (cheetah)
Lineage: Eukaryota; Metazoa; Chordata; Mammalia; Carnivora; Felidae
Gene: ENDOD1
Product: endonuclease domain containing 1
Exons: 2
Coding region: 131-1633 (500 amino acids)
Molecular function (GO): nucleic acid binding; hydrolase activity; metal ion binding
Source: RefSeq, a predicted model, not a curated record